Aplysia californica (California sea hare) is the source of this 3382-nucleotide messenger RNA. RefSeq lists its product as uncharacterized. The record is from RefSeq and is a predicted model, not a curated record. Bases 1 to 2811 code for a protein of 936 amino acids. The transcript is spliced from 8 exons. NCBI's taxonomy places the organism in Eukaryota, Metazoa, Mollusca, Gastropoda, Aplysiida, Aplysiidae.
AUGGCAUCCUCCAAGAAGAAAGUUGUCACUAAAGAUGAGCUACGACGUUUUAUGAAAGAGAAACAGACUCUUUCAAAAACUUCUGCGAAACGAUGGCAACAAACUCGCUAUCAUCAUUGUUCUCUCUUUCUCACGCCCAGUAAACGCGCUGUGAAAGGUCGACUGAGAGCAAGGCCAGUUCCACUCCAGCAGCCUAUUGUGCCCCCUGCAAGACUCUCAAAGCCUCCACUCACUGAUGCAGAGAAGUCAAAGAGGAGAUAUGAUAAAAGAAAAGAGCAGGAUCCAGAUGGUCACAAAGCCUAUCUUGCCAAGAAAAAAGAAGAAAACAAGCAACGAAGGGAGAAGCUGAAAGAAACUGCCACAGAGGAGGAGAAAAGGAUUCAACGAGAGAAAACCAAGGCAAGAGUAACCAAAUGUCGAGAAAAGAAAAGAGCGGAGAAAGAAAGACUUAUUGCUGAGGGUGUGUGCCCUGACGCUGAUGCUAUCACUAAGAAAAGAAAACCGAUAACGAGAAAGGAGCAGCAAAAGGCGGAGCUUCAAAGAAAAAGGGACAGUGAGAGGAAAAAAAGAGAGAGAGAGGGGUGGAGUUGGCAGAAAAAGAAAGCAGAAAGCCAUAAGGCAAAGGAGAGAAGGCAGAAGAAGAAAGACAAGGAAAGGACAGAUGAAGACCAGAAUGAUCAGAGAAAAGUUGUUGAUCCAGACACGGGAGGAAACAGAACUGAGGUCGCAAGGAAGCAGGCCUUGUACAGGGUCCGGAAAGCUCUUCCGAGGGAUCCUGCACAGCGACAACAAACCCUGAAGGAUUUGACGCUCAUGUUACGGAAAUCAGUGCUUCAGGAAAGAGUACAUAAACUUGUCAGCCGCUGUGACAAGCGGGUGAUGAGAGGACUGGCCCAACGCCUCUCUACCAUGGACCGUCAAUCGAGGACAGCUGGACGCAAGUUAUUACAAAUGUCUUGCCAACGUCUGCGCAGUAUCCAGAGAAGCCAUUCCUUCUCAACGGUCUUUAUGAGGAAAUCCCUAGAAAGCAAGCAGGCAAAGACUGUCGUCGAAUUUCUCAAGGAGCAUGCGGCACCGUUCGCAGAUAAGAAAAGAGCAACGAAGACUGGGGCGACAAUGCUCCUGCAAGACGAUAUGGCCACCCUAUUUACUCUCUUCAAGAAGCGCCAUCCUGACAUCACCGUGUCGAAGAGUCAAUUUUACAAGCUGAGGCCAAAGAGCCUCAAACUGCCGCAGUCACUGCAAUUGAACCAGUGCCUUUGUGAGCCAUGCGCUAACAUUGACCUUAAAAUCACAGCACUAAAGGCAGCUUACCCAAACAUGCCAGCAAGUAAGUCAGCGCUGUUGGAUGCUGUAUUGUGUGGUAAAAAAGGGGAGUACCACCCUUAUGACUGCAUAACAAUGAAAUGUGGCGAGUGCGGACCUGAGAAACUGAAAGCCCUGCUCACUUCCCCGGCAAGGACAUCUGUUGAAUGCCGUGAGUGGAGAAACAGAAAGUCCACAGAGAAAAGCGGAGUAGUCACUAGAAAAGUUCUGGAGAUUGAGGAGUGGGGGGUUAAUGAGCUUCUGACCAAGCUCAUGAAUGAGCUGAGGGCCUUCCCUCUUCACCUUCUGACUGCCAGGUGGCAGUACUGCCAAUUCAACAAAAUGAAAAGGGAGCUGCAACCUGGACAGGUUAUGAUGGUGUAUGAUUUUGCCGAAAAUUUUAGGACAUCAUAUCAAGACGAAGUUCAGUCGGCCCACUGGAACUACCAACAAGUCACCCUGCAUCCAGUGGUGUGUUACCAUAGGUGUCAGGACUGUAACGACUAUGUCACACACUCAGUCGUUGCAGUCUCUGAUGAUCUUAAGCAUGACUACUUUGCAGUAGACAUCAUCCUGCAAAGAGUCCUUUCAUUUUUCCAGGAGAGAGGCUACACCUUCAAUAAAAGCAUCGAGUGGUCAGAUGGGUGCAUGGCCCAGUAUAAAAGCAAAGCGCCAUUUUACCUGCUACAAAGCAGGGGUAAAAACACCAAUGUACAUCGCCAUUUUUUUGGCUCGCGUCACGGGAAAAACCCAUCUGAUGGUGAGUCUGCAGUGGUGAAGUCAGCAGUGACGAGAGCCAUAAAGUGCAGGAGGGUUGUGAUACAAGACGCCUGGCAGCUGUACCAGUUUGCUGUUGGGAACUUGGAGAGGGACUCUGCUGAAAGGUGCCAGCAUUUCAAGAGGAGCUUCAUCUUCGUAAAGUCCUCGGAUAUUGUAAGAUUUAACCUGCCGGACCUCAAGCCAUUACCCAACACCAGACUGGUCCACUCAAUUGUGAGCCACGGUGGACAGGUGCUUCAGUACCGCAACCUGUCCUGUUCCUGCGAGGGGUGCUGCCAUGAAUCUCCAUGUCUCAACAGAGAUUAUGUUGACAAAUGGAAGAGUCACAGCUUCACAAAGAAAAAGAAGGAACCUGCUGAGACUCCACUGGAGACCGUACAGGAUGAAGCUGUGGCGACGCCACUUAAAGAAAUGCAAAAUCUUCUGACUGUUACUGACUGCAAAAAACCUGUUGAAACAGAGAUGAUAAUGGAUGAAAAUGCUGCUUCUAUGCAGACGGAACAUGAUGAGAGCAUCAGUGAUGCCAAUAUUUCUGGCUUAUUGUCAACCUCUGGAAUGGAAUAUCUGGAGAAUUUGCUGGAGGGAGAAGAAGAUCAAGCUGACAAGAAAGAGGAGACAGGUAUCCAAGAGGGACAGUAUGUUGAGGUCUUCCUGUACGCCACUGGUGGGACCCGUCGCCAAUUUAAAGGCAUUUGGAGAAGACCUUUCCUGGGGAGGUGCAAGUAAGGUAUAUGAAGCCUGUAGGAUCUGGCCUCUACAUCUGGCCGGAGCCCGAUGACACCUCAGUCAUACCAAUUUAUGACAUUUGCCGCACCCUUGAACCUCCUGCAUUAGUUUCUCGUGGCCGCUACAAAUUUGAAUGAGCGCGCACAGAGUUAACAUUUACUGUAUUGUCACUCUCUUGUACGAUGACAUUUAAUAGAUCUUGAAGCUAUUCGUCAUCUGCUAUUAUUAAGACUGUGUCCCGUGUCGUCUGAUAUAUUUUACAUUGUUUACGUUGUGUCCCCCUAUCGAGAUACUGUACCUGGCAUUUCUUCUGUGUGUCUUGUGAUAUUUUCACUAUACAGGGCGUUUUAAAUUUCAUUUCAUUCAGUUAUGGCUAGCUUCACGUCUAAGAGCAGCUAAGAAUGACUCAAGUACUCAAUUUCAGACUUCGAAGCUGUAACAAUUCAGCUCUCUAUUUGCUGCACUUUAUUUCUUUGACCGUAGUCAAAUACCAUUGGACACCCCCCGGGGCGGUGCCACUGACUAAGUGUCUUUAGGCCAUUCCCAAAGGGCGGACAUUUCUCGUUCUAGU